Messenger RNA from Acaromyces ingoldii, 2750 nucleotides. RefSeq lists its product as hypothetical. Lineage: Eukaryota; Fungi; Basidiomycota; Exobasidiomycetes; Exobasidiales; Cryptobasidiaceae. The transcript has 2 exons. The record is from RefSeq and is a predicted model, not a curated record. The coding region runs from base 62 to 2725 and encodes 887 amino acids.
CUCGACUGUUGGUUCGUUGGCCUCGCCUCGCGCUUUGUCGGAGCCGCAGACAAUCAAGGACAUGGACGAGGCACGGAGCCAGACGUCGGAGGCGUACGAGAUGGUGUCGCACGAGGACGCGGCGUCGCCCUCGCCGCAGGCGGCCGUCGCGCGUGCCGACGACGUGUACCGCGCCUUUUUCCAGGACGACGACGAGGAUGAAGCGCAGGAGGAGGACGACGAGGAAGGGACGAGGAGACACGCCUUCUUUGACGAGAUCCUGGCUGCGUGCGUGGCCGACAAGAAGGAGAGGGCGCGUCUCUAUCCGUCCAAGGCCAACCGACGGCUGCUCCUGUCGACGAUCUACGGCAGCGCAGCGCUGGACCGCAUCCAGUCCGACGCCCUUGUUCUCUACCUCGUCAUGCGCCGUGGGCUCGCCCCUGCCCGGCGCUUUGCCCGUGCGGCGCGGCUGCCGAGCCACGUCUUCAGCCUGAUCCGCGCCUACUGGCACCUCGACGGCGGCCGCUACCUUGCCGCCGUGCCCCUGCUGCCGCGCGAGCUGGACCCGGCGCAGGCAGAAAAGAUCCUCGCCGUGCUCAACCCGCUCGACGGUGCGCCGUCGCCCGAGGAGGAGACAGAAAAGGCGCUGGCGAUGGACCGCUUCCUCGCCCUCUGCGUGCCCUCUUCCUUGUCCUCGUCAUCGUCGCUGCUCCUUCUCGACGAGCAGCUGGCGCCGGCGCGCAUCGUCAGCCUGUGCCACGCGCGCGGCAUCGUCGAGGCCUGGAACACCGUGCUGCGUAACGACACGCAGCAGCAGACCUCAGCGACGCGAGCCGCAUGCAUCGUCGCCCUCGUCCGCUUCUGCCUUGUGCCCGUCGCCAGGCGUGCAGCCGUGGAUGCGCUCGUGGCCAUGUGCCUCUCUCCGCGCGAGGACGCCGAGCUGGCCGAUGCGCUUCUGGCUUCUGCGCCUGCACUUUCGAAGGGCAACGGUCAGGAGGCGCCACUGCCCGAGGCGGCCCGCGCCACCGCCCUCGACCUCGUCGUCGUCCGCCGCAUCACCGCUGGCCGCUACGUCGAUGCGCUGAGGCUCCUCGCCCGCAUCGCCGCCGCCUCGACGGUCGUCACAGACAGCAAGCUGCGGCACAAGCGCCAGGCACUCGUCGCAGCCGCCAAGGCUGCCCUGACACACGUCGAGCGCAGCCUGCUCGCCAUCGAGGGCGCCGCCGCCGCGCAUACACUCGGCGAUGGCGAUGAAGACACGGGCGCACGUGACGGCGGCAGCGGCGGCGGCGACAACGACGUGCACAUGGCCAUGUCCUGGGAGGCUGUCCAUCAGAACGGCAAUGGCGACCGUGGCAACGAGAGCAGCGCCGUGCAGCCGCUGACGGCAUCGCCAGCCGUGCGUGCGUCGCCGCUGCGCCAGGGCGGGCGCGGGGCGGCCGAGGCCCAGUCGGCGCUCCUUGCCGCCGUCCUGCGCGCCAGCCCACGGUCGCAAUCGCGCUCGCAGUCGCAGUCGCAGUCGCCCACGCCACCGCGACCGGUGCGGACGUCUGCUUCGACGGCGGCUGCCUCUGCAUCGCCACUGCGGGCCAAGUCCCGCCUCGCCUUCCGUGCCUCGCCGUCAUCCUCGCCCUCUUCCUCGUCCCCUGCCGCGGCGGUGGCCUCUCCUGCGCUGCGCACCGGCCAGCGUCCCUACUCGCUCGACGACAAGAGCGCAUCCACUGGAAACAAAAGCGGCAUGGUCACUGCCCGCGAAAGCAGUUCAUUCACCGAGAACAGCAACGACGGCGCAUACAUUGGCCACGGCGCCAGCCAGCAAGCCGGAGCGGCCGAGGCGCAGGCUGAGAUUGACGGCGAGGCAGAGGCUGCAGCAGCAGAGACGGGGCCGUAUGCGCGCCUGGCACGGCAGCUCCAGGCCCACUUCUCGGCCGCAGCGGGCAGCAGCGGGCCGCCGUCGCCAUCGGACGUGCUGCAGCCGCUGCUGCGCCGGCGGGGCGCGCGAGAGAGCUCGAGCCAAUCGCUGGCUGCGAUGGACGUCGAUGGCGGUGCGGACUCGAACAGGCAGGGAGAAGAGCCAGCGAGGGACAAGGCAUCGCUGAUGCAGCGCCCCGCGCGGCGCUACGAGGCCACGUACAAGAUCGACAGCUCGGGCAGGCGCAGACAGGCGGAGAAGGACGACGACGGCGAGCACGACGACGGAAAGCAGGAGCAGGAGACGCCGGCCAAGGCGCGCAAUACGCGGCGCACGAGAGCAGCGGGCGCGAGGAAGGGCGCGGGGAACAAGAAGAAGGAGCAGAGUGAAGGAGAACAGGCAGAAGAGGAGGAAGGACAGGACCAGCUCAUGGAGCUCGCUGAGCCCCCGCGCAAGCCGGCCACAACAAGGCGGGGCAGCCCGACGAAGAAGAAGACGACGAAGAAUGCGGCGACAAAGGAGCCAGCCGUGGCGGCACCUCGACGGAGCACGCGCCUCAGCAGCGCCGAGCCAGCCGCACGCACACCGCUGACUGCCUCGGCGACGCUGCCCGAGAUGCGCGAGCUGAGCAGCGCGACGGCGACGGCGACGGCGACGAGCACGCGCGCAAAGGCCCGCUCCACGCGCACACGCUCUGCCUCGCCCAGCAAGCGCGCACCCGCGCAGGAGCAAGGAGCAGACGACGACGACAACAACGAAGAAGAAGAAGAGGAAGUGCCGCGGCGACGGACGCGAACGAGGAGCUCGCGCAUGGACAUGCCCGGCGCCUUCUGAUUCUAUUCAAUCUAUUUGUCUGCUU